This is a messenger RNA of Pseudomassariella vexata, 2168 nucleotides long. RefSeq names its product glycosyl hydrolase. Bases 162 to 2021 code for a protein of 619 amino acids. Gene Ontology annotation, biological process: carbohydrate metabolic process. The transcript has 5 exons. The record is from RefSeq and is a predicted model, not a curated record. NCBI's taxonomy places the organism in Eukaryota, Fungi, Ascomycota, Sordariomycetes, Amphisphaeriales, Pseudomassariaceae. Gene Ontology annotation, molecular function: hydrolase activity, hydrolyzing O-glycosyl compounds.
UACAUUCGCAGCUUCAUCCUGGAUAGACUUGGGCAUCUGAAUUACCGCUUGAUAGCACUGCUUCAGUUUAGCAGCAAAUUGUACUGUUCCAGUUAUUUAAUCACAUCUUCUUCUAGGCUACGAGUUCAUUAUAAUAAGACUCUAUUCCACGAAUAGAAGCAAUGUCAGACCCCGAACCCACCUUCCAGAAUCCCAUCAUCAGGGGCUUCAACCCAGACCCGACCAUCUGUGUGGUCCCAGCCACGGCCACAAAACCCACAACGUACUUCCUCAGCACCUCGACCUUUGAUUUCUUUCCGGGUGCCGCCAUCUACGCGUCCACGGACCUGAUCAAUUGGGAUCUGAUCGGGCACGCGCUGACGAGGAAAAGCCAGCUUGAUUUGCGAACCGUGGAGCCUGGGGCGGGAAGCUGGGCGGGUACGUUGAGGUAUAGGUCGGGCGAGGGAAAAGGGGGGAAGGGGAGGUGGUAUUUGGCAAAUGGGCUGUUUAUGCGGUAUCGGCCAAGGGUGGAUGAACGCAUCUUCCCUCGCGGAUUCUACGUUUACACGGACGACAUCUGGGACUCAAAUGCCUGGUCCGACCCCAUCUACUUUGAUAACCCCGGAUUUGACCAGGAUCUCUUCUGGGACGACUCUAGCUCCCCUUCUAAAGUCUACCUCUCUACCACCGUCCGCCUCUCCCACCGCCCCCCAAACUCCCCGCUCAAAGACUUCGCCAUUCACAUCUCCGAGAUCGACCUGGCCACCGGCCGAACCCUAACCCCACCCGUCGUAAUCCGCGAGUCACCGCACGGCAUCGCUGAGGGGUCGCACAUCCUCCGGCGGGGGAAGUACUACUACCUGUUCACAGCUGAAGGGGGCACUGAAGCGAGACAUCAGGAGUGGUGUUUCCGCAGUUGCGAGGGGCCCCUGGGGCCGUGGGAGUCGCAGGGAAAGCCACUAUGGUAUAACGGUGCGGAUGAUGAGGUGCAGAGGACGGGGCAUGCGGAUGUGUUUGAGGAUGGGGAGGAGGAGUGGUGGGCGGUUUUCUUGGGGGUGAGGCCGGUUAAGGGGGAGGGAGGAGGUUAUUUGGAACCGCAACUUGGUCAGUCCCAUUUUAUGGUCUGUCGUAAUGUUGCAUACCGGACUCAUGACAAUUGUGUAGGAAGGGAAACGUUCCUGGUCAAGGUCGACUGGGUGGACGACUGGCCGGUGUUCAACGACGGGAAAAACGUUACUCUGGUGACACACGGGCGGAAUCCUGCGAAGCAACUGCUCGCCCAAACGAAGCCAGACAACAUCAAGUGGCGGGCUGAUCUUGAUCAAAGUCUGUUGGGAUUGGGCUGGUAUCAGAAGAAUACUCCGUUAAAACAGUGUUACACACUCACGGAACGACCCGAUUUUCUGCGACUCUACGGUAACUGCUAUGAUUUGACAUGGCCCGAGGCGCCAGCCAUGCUGCUCAUAAAGCAAUCGAGUUACACCGAAUCCUUCCACGCCAAAAUGGAGUUCGGCCCCAGCCAACCCGGGUACGAGGCCGGCGUUGUGCUCUGGUGGAGUCAGUAUUCCCACGCAACAAUGGGUAUCACUCUCCAGGAGCUCCCGAAUGGAGACCAGGUACGGACUGCCAUCUGUCGCAAACCCACCGGUCACGCUGGCGUCAUGGAGGAAACCGGGUGCCGUCUCGCAUCAACGCAGAAGCAGGGUCUCGUGGGUGUGUCGAUGACGACAGAAUUACAUAUCGAAACGCAACCCACGGGCUACAAGCUGAGUCUCAGAGCCAAUGAUGGUGUGAAACUAGAGGUGGAGUUCCCUGCCAGUAACUUGACUGUUAUGCCUCCGGUGGGCGGCGCUUUCACCGGCGUCAUGUUUGGCCUCUACUCCUUUGGCAAAGGAGAACCAGUACUUGACCCAGCGGACUUUUCGGAAAUCUAUGUGAAAGAGGGAAGACGAACGAAAGAAACGUCGUUGGAUAGGCUGGGUUCGAGAUAUGAGGCUCUACAUGUAGGCGCCCGCUCCGCCUCCGCGGUGCCUGAAGAUUGAUUGGUCCAAUUGAGAUUGCAUGGUGACUACUGCAGCUGCACAUGCGUUAGGAAUAAGCAGACGUCCAACGCGUCUGUUGGGCAGAACCUGCAUGGUGUAUUGAGUAUCGCUCUUGUGGGCGGGUUACCUUUUCAGUACGAAGUAUUA